UGGUUCUAAUUAUGUGAAUUAUGUAAAAUUAAUCACACACUUAGGCUAUAGAGUCAUGGCCACUGCUGCUGGAGACCAUGUUCAGGCUGGCCCUGAAGUCCAAGUAGUACUAGGUCAGAUCAACCUUGAAACUGAGCCUCAGCCCUCAACCCAGGAGGAAAAUGAAAACGUUAACAGUUCUCUGGUUGGAAGCUACCCUUUGCCGGAUGUGGCUGGGACUUCACUCUAUAAGGAGAUGAGAACCGAAAUGAAUGAACUUCGUAUUAGAGCUGAAGCUGCUGAACAACAGGUGAAAAAAGUGCUAGGGGAAAAGAAGAGCAAUUAGUCCAGAAAACAGAAAAGUUGCGCCAAGUAACAAAGGAGAAAGCUGAGAUGUCUCAAAUUGUUAAGACGCUGGAAAACAAAGCAGAUGACCUUAAAAAGCAACUAGCUGACAGUAAAAGGGAAUUGUCUGAAGAAGUCGAACAGGCUAAGCAGAAGGACGAGAAGCUCAGAGAAGCUACACACGAGUUGGAGACAUACAGAGAACAGAUAGAAGAAUUUAAAAAGCAACUUACUGGUGCUAGUGAAGAGGAGAAACAUCUCAAGUCUGUAAUUGCUGACCUGAAGAAACAAGUGGAAGAUCUGACAGCCGAGAAGGAGGUUCUUGAAAAGAAAAUUGCUGAGUUACAUGAACAGGUUGAUAGCUUAAAACAACAAAUGGAUAACCUCGAAACUCAAAACAAGAAAGUCCAAGAGAAGAUGGAUGAGUGUGUCCAAAAAGAAGACUUGGAUAAAAUGCAAGAGGAUAUGAAGAAGGAAAUGGCGGAGGAGCUGGAUCGUCGCUGUAAAAAAGAGCAGAUAGAGAUGCAAGACAAGUUCAACCUGUUGCUAAAACAACUAGAGCCUGUCUUGUCUGGUAAUAGGCCUUUACAACAAUUACAGGACAUUUUAUAA
Messenger RNA from Halichondria panicea, 936 nucleotides. Its product is annotated as puff II/9-2 protein-like. Lineage: Eukaryota; Metazoa; Porifera; Demospongiae; Suberitida; Halichondriidae. The coding region runs from base 373 to 936 and encodes 187 amino acids. The record is from RefSeq and is a predicted model, not a curated record. The transcript is spliced from 6 exons.